This is a messenger RNA of Phytophthora sojae, 969 nucleotides long. RefSeq lists its product as hypothetical. Bases 1 to 969 code for a protein of 322 amino acids. NCBI's taxonomy places the organism in Eukaryota, Oomycota, Peronosporomycetes, Peronosporales, Peronosporaceae. The record is from RefSeq and is a predicted model, not a curated record. The transcript has 4 exons.
AUGUACAGAGCUAACCCUAGCAUCCACUCUUCCUUCCAGCCAACGUAUAGCGUAUACGGCCGGAAUAUAGCAGGGAGUAAGGCACAUUCCUCGACGUCGCCGACCGAGAUGGAGACAGCGGCAAGAAGAAAGCGCCCUGCACCUGACGAAGAUUGCUCCAGCACCAGUGCUCACGACGACAGCGACGAUGAACGCGGUUGGGCAGCUGAUGUUGCUCAAUCGGCUCACACUCCUCAAGAGUGUGACAUCGACGGCAGUUUGUGGCAAGCUUCGUCGCAAUCAGCUCGAAAUGAGCAACAGAAAACCGCCGGGGUGGCACACGCCUUCGGAGGUGGUUCUACGACCUUCUCCCCCGCAGAUUUCGGUGCUACAGAAUUUGGCUCGUGGUCGGAAUUUUUCUCGUAUGUGAAUGCCUAUCAGUCGAGGACGUUCCAGUGUCGUGCAUGCAGCGUUUCCGCUUUAGUUCGUAACGGUAAGGUGGAUGAGCCAGCGGAUAAAGUCCCGGAAUCGUUCGAACACUACGCAAGAGGUCUCGAAUGUAUCCAUGCAGGGAAGUACAAGUCGAGGGGGACAGAAAAACGUCUUCGACAGCAAAGUUGCCAGAUAGAGUGUUCGGCUCAGGUCCUUGUGCACAAUCACCCCGUCAGUGAAAGCCUGUUCAAGCACCACCGACGGGCAAGGCUUUCUAUCCCGGAUGAGGUUGUGCACACGGUCUCUAUUUUACAGAAAGCGGGUGCAAAAAGGAAAACCAUUCACCAGUACAUUCUGGAGAACUGCGACCGCUUGCCGAGCAACAGAGAUGUUCAUAAUUUACUCCGGACGCUGAAACCCAAGGAGUUCGCCAACACAACCAGGGUGCAGCGCUUAAAGAAAUGCAUGACGGACUUCAGCGAACAACCACGCAGCAUAGCUAGGAUUUUCACAGAGGUCGUCAACGGCAAGGUAUAUACGUCUAGUUUAUUGCUCUAG